UCUCAUGCUCUUGCCCAAGCCAACAAAAGUGGAGCCCACCAAAAUUACAAAUUUGCCAUCAUCUUCUUCCUCCAACAAACAAACCCAGCACCUGGGUUGAAUCGAACCCAACAGCGCCAUUUUUUUUUUUCCUUCCUCUUCCUUGCCUUGCUUUCUUCAUCAUCAUCAAACACAUCAUCAUCAAACACCGAACCCACAGAAAAAAAAAUAUAUUUUUUACCCCUUGGUUCGAGGAACCCAAGCGUGUUGGGUUCUUCGAACCCACGCCUGGGUUCGACAGAACCCACGCUUGGGUUCCAUGGAACCCAGCUGGUUCGAAGAACCCAGGCAUGGGUUCAAGGGAACCCAGUGCUUGGGUUCCGUCAAACCCGGGGUUGGGUUCCAUGGAACCCAACCUAGGCAAGCAUGCUGGGUUCAGUUCCUUGCGAACCUAGCGCCUGGAUUUAAAUUUGAAGAAAUUUCACCUUCAGUAAUUCUCAACAAUGGCCCGUGAGAUUAUUGAAUGGGAUCAAGGAUGGGAUUGCAUACAGAAGGGGAUCACAAAAUUGAAGAGGAUUUUGGAGGAGCAGCCAGAGGAACAAUUGAGCUCAGAAGAAUAUUUGGAGAUUUGGACAACAAUCUACACCAUGUGUACACAGAAGCGUCCUCAUGAUUAUUCCCAACAGCUUUAUAACAAGUACCGGGAAGCUUUCGAGGAGUAUAUUACUUCAACGGUGUUGCCAUCUUUAAGAGAGAAGCAUGAUGAGUUCAUGCUAAGGGAGCUUGAUAAAAGAUGGUCGAAUCAUAAAGUCAUGGUCCGGUGGCUGUCGCGAUUCUUCCAUUAUCUUGAUAGGUACUUCAUUGCUCGGAGAUCACUUCCUGCACUUAAUGAAGUUGGAUUAACAUGCUUCCGUGAUCAGGUAUACAAUGAAAUAAAAGAUAAAGUCAGAGAUGCCGUAAUUAUCCUGAAAGUGCAACAUGAGUUGCUGGAGGUCUUUGCCAACCAACCACUUGAAAAACAAAUUUCUGCAUGUCGUGCGUUGCUCACAGAUGAUAAGGUGGAUGAUCUUUCCAGGAUGUACAGGCUUUACCAUAAAAUACCCAAGGGAUUGGAACUGAUUGCUAAUACAUUCAAGCAGCAUGUCACUAAUGAGGGUACCGAUCUCUUUCAACAAGCUGAGGAUGCUGCAAGUAACCAGGCUACAACUUCUUCUGGUGCCCCAGGGCAGGUCCUCAUCAGGAAAAUAAUUGAAUUGCAUGAUAAGUACAUGGCUUACGUGACUGACUGUUUUUCAAACAACACACUAUUCCACAAGGCUUUGAAGGAGGCUUAUGAGGUCCUCAUCAGGAAAAUAAUUGAAUUGCAUGAUAAGUACAUGGCCUACGUGACUGACUGUUUUUCAAACAACACACUAUUCCACAAGGCUUUGAAGGAGGCUUUUGAGGUCUUUUGCAACAAAACUGUUGCUGGUGGUUCCAGUGCUGAACUUCUGGCAACUUUCUGUGAUAAUAUCCUCAAGAAAGGGGGAAGUGAGAAAUUGGGUGAUGAAGCUAUUGAAGAAACACUUGAAAAGGUGGUUAAACUUCUUGCGUAUAUUAGUGAUAAAGAUCUUUUUGCUGAGUUCUACUGGAAAAAGCUUGCUCGUCGUCUUCUUUUUGACCGCAGUGCUAAUGAUGAUCAUGAAAGGAGUAUUCUGACUAAGCUGAAGCAGCAGUGUGGGGGACAGUUCACGUCCAAGAUGGAGGGCAUGGUAAGCUCUCUCCACAUUUUAUGCUUUAUUACUUAUCUGUAGGGUAAAUUUAUCUAUGGUAAUAUACAAUUUCUGAUCUC
This is a messenger RNA of Rubroshorea leprosula, 1810 nucleotides long. The record is from the annotation of a GenBank genome assembly. Lineage: Eukaryota; Viridiplantae; Streptophyta; Magnoliopsida; Malvales; Dipterocarpaceae.